Molecule: messenger RNA, 5411 nt
Organism: Mesoplodon densirostris (Blainville's beaked whale)
Lineage: Eukaryota; Metazoa; Chordata; Mammalia; Artiodactyla; Ziphiidae
Gene: KLC1
Product: kinesin light chain 1
Exons: 16
Coding region: 272-2230 (652 amino acids)
Biological process (GO): axo-dendritic transport
Cellular component (GO): kinesin complex; membrane-bounded organelle; cytoplasm
Molecular function (GO): kinesin binding
Source: RefSeq, a predicted model, not a curated record
AGCCGGGGGAGGGACGCGGAGACGCCAUUUUCGGCGGCGGGAGCAGCGGAGUCGGAGCCGGCUGGGCGGCGGCUGCGAGGAGGAGCCGCGGGGCACAGCGCGCGUGGGCGGCCGAGCAUGCUGCGGGGCGGCCCCGGCGCCCCUCGCUUGUGACCGCGGCGCCGCACCUGAGGCGGCCGAGGCGAUAGCCCCGGCGGUCCCGCUCGGCGCACGCGCCCGCGGCCUCCCGGUGCUGACAGCGCGAGCGCGCGGCCCCGCGGGAGCAGCACGAAUGUAUGACAACAUGUCCACAAUGGUGUACAUAAAGGAAGACAAGUUGGAGAAGCUGACACAGGAUGAAAUUAUUUCUAAGACAAAGCAAGUAAUUCAGGGCCUGGAGGCUCUGAAGAAUGAGCACAAUUCCAUUUUACAAAGUUUACUGGAGACACUGAAGUGUUUGAAGAAAGAUGACGAAAGUAAUCUGGUGGAAGAGAAAUCAAACAUGAUCCGAAAGUCACUGGAAAUGUUGGAGCUUGGCCUGAGUGAGGCACAGGUUAUGAUGGCUCUGUCAAAUCACCUGAAUGCCGUCGAGUCGGAGAAGCAGAAGCUGCGUGCACAGGUUCGUCGUCUGUGCCAGGAGAAUCAGUGGCUGCGGGAUGAAUUGGCCAACACGCAGCAGAAAUUGCAGAAGAGUGAGCAGUCUGUGGCUCAACUGGAGGAAGAAAAGAAGCAUCUGGAAUUCAUGAAUCAGCUAAAAAAAUACGAUGAUGACAUUUCUCCAUCAGAGGACAAAGACACCGAUUCCACCAAAGAACCUCUGGAUGACCUCUUCCCAAAUGAUGAUGAUGACCCCGGUCAAGGAAUGCAGCAGCAGCAGAGCAGCGCCGCGGCGGCCGCCCAGCAGGGUGGCUACGAGAUCCCCGCGCGGCUGCGCACCCUGCACAACCUGGUCAUCCAGUACGCCUCGCAGGGGCGCUACGAGGUCGCCGUGCCCCUCUGCAAGCAGGCCCUGGAGGACCUGGAGAAGACCUCUGGCCAUGACCACCCGGAUGUGGCCACCAUGCUGAACAUCUUGGCCUUGGUGUACAGAGACCAGAAUAAAUACAAAGAUGCAGCUAAUCUACUGAAUGAUGCCUUGGCCAUCCGUGAAAAAACUUUGGGCAAAGAUCAUCCUGCGGUGGCAGCAACUCUGAAUAACCUCGCAGUGCUUUACGGCAAAAGAGGAAAGUACAAAGAAGCUGAGCCGCUGUGUAAACGAGCUCUGGAGAUCAGAGAAAAGGUUUUGGGAAAGGAUCACCCUGAUGUUGCCAAGCAGUUAAAUAACCUGGCCUUACUGUGCCAGAACCAGGGCAAGUACGAGGAAGUGGAGUAUUACUACCAGAGAGCCCUCGAGAUCUACCAGACGAAGCUGGGGCCCGAUGACCCCAACGUGGCCAAAACGAAAAACAACCUGGCAUCCUGCUAUCUGAAGCAAGGAAAAUUCAAGCAAGCAGAAACACUGUACAAAGAGAUUCUCACUCGCGCACAUGAAAGGGAGUUUGGUUCUGUAGAUGAUGAAAAUAAACCCAUUUGGAUGCAUGCUGAGGAAAGAGAAGAAUGCAAAGGAAAGCAAAAGGAUGGGACUUCUUUUGGAGAGUAUGGUGGCUGGUACAAAGCCUGCAAAGUUGACAGUCCAACUGUUACAACUACUUUAAAAAACCUUGGGGCACUUUACAGACGUCAAGGCAAAUUUGAAGCUGCAGAAACAUUGGAAGAAGCAGCCAUGAGGUCACGUAAACAGGGUCUUGACAAUGCUCACAAACAGAGGGUAGCUGAAGUGCUGAAUGACCCUGAGAACACGGAGAAGCGGAGAAGCCGCGAGAGCCUCAGCGUGGAUGUGGUCAAGUACGAGAGCGGCCCUGACGGAGGGGAGGAAGUGAGUAUGAGCGUAGAGUGGAACGGGGAUGGCACUGGAUCUUUAAAACGCAGUGGUUCCUUUAGCAAACUCCGGGCUUCAAUUAGACGCAGCAGUGAGAAGCUGGUUAGGAAGCUGAAGGGAGGAGGUUCACGAGACAGUGAGCCAAAGGACCCUGGCAUGAAGCGUGCCAGUUCUCUGAAUGUCCUUAACGUGGGUGGCACGGCGGCCGAAGACCAUUUCCAAGAACGACAUAAUUGUCUGGCCGACUCCAGAGCUCUGAGCGCCAGCCACGCCGACCUGGCCCCCACGGGUCGAGGUAGAGCUAGAUUAACCCCCAAGGCUAACGAGCGCUGAGAUCCCCACAGCGUGGCCAGGCCCCUCCCCCUGCAGGGCGGCCCUGGGGUCGCCGCCUCUCCUGGAUGGUGACCUCCACCACCUGCUGGAGGUUGGCCCCGAAUUCUGUUAGGCGGUCUGCAGCCCUAGUGCCCGAGAGCUGCCAAAGCCCGGCGGUGGGACCCGGCCAGGUGUGGAGCUGGCUCAGCGCGCUCGGGGUCGGCCGCCGCUCGUGGACACCGGCCCCAGCACCGAAACCUGCUUUCAAUUGUAAUAUACUGUGUUAAGGCUGUUCAUUAAGACUGGAACCUUAAACUGCAUCCUUUGAGACUAGGAAUCCAGUGACCUGUGGCAGCGAUGCUGGGAUUAGGGAGCGGGGGAGACGGGGUAGUUGCGGGGAGGCCUGCACCCGCUCCUGGUCUGCAUCUCAGCCCCUUUGGAGCCCUUUUCCCCUAUCCGGGCCUCUGUACGCUAAGCACACGGAGAUGCAUGUUUUCCUUUUAAAAAGCUUUUCUUUGUAGCGUUAAGUAACACAGGGUGGGUUCUGACAGAUGCAUUUUCUCUUUUUUUUUUAAUUUAUUUUUGGCUGCGUUGGGUCUUUGUUGCCGCACGCGGGCUUUUCUCUAGUUGUGGCGAGCGGGGGCUACUCUUCGUCGCGGUGUGCGGGCUUCGUAUUGUGGUGGCUUCUCAUGUUGCAGAGCACGGGCCCUAGGUGUGCAGGCUUCAGUAGUUGUGGCUCACGGGCUCUAGAACGCAGGCUCAGUAGUUGUGGCGCACGGGCUUAGUUGCUCCACGGCACGUGGGAUCUUCCAGGACCAGGGCUCGAACCCGUGUCCCCUGCACUGGCAGGUGGAUUCUUAACCACUGCACCACCAGGGAAGUCCUGACAGAUACAUUUUCAAACCAGCCCUGAGACAUUAUUAUUCCUUAAGGGAAUCCGUGAGACUAGCUGAUAGGUUAAGAAGGUGUAAUUCCAGAUGACGCCAACUGUACAAGGGUAUAUCCCUGCUGAUGAGGUUUGAAAGAGGAUCUGGAAAGCUGUGAGCAUCCUUGUGAAAUGUUGUCAGGGUUAGUUUCUAGUUUACCUUUAUGUUGUCCUAUGGGUGGUGUCACUGAGCAAAGGCGCUUCCAGCCACCUUUUCCUCAACAAUUGCACUGGGUUGGGAUGCUGCGUGCUCCCUGGGCUCCCUGUGGGGAAGGGGGGGCUCCCUGUGGGGUGCCCUUGGACUGCACGUGUCCUCCACCCCCAGUGUGGACCUCGGACUGAGGGCUGGAGGCAGCAACAUCCUGGGGUUUCGGUGCAGCAAGGCUCGGCUUUAAGCUUCGUUCAAAAGUUCCUGUGAGUCAGUCGUGGGUCACCUCAGGGCACCGGUGCUUGGGUUGGUGAGAGCUGCUGUGUCCCCCCAGAGGCACGCACCCUGGCCUGGUGUUGGGGGCCCUCGAGGCUGACCGGUCUCCUGCAGCCUGUCUCCUUUGGCCACGCUCCUUUCCUCAGCUCCUGACUCCACUUAGGUUUUGCAGCUUCCGAUGGAUCAGGAGCUUUCAAAAUGCUCUCUAGAGGUGUUUAAAAAAAUAUGCUGGGUUGUAAGAAACCAGAAGAGCGGAGCUGUGUCCCCUGUGGGCACUGUGGCCCUUUCAGGUCCACGUUUAGGUGCAGUGGGGGUGAUGUGUGUGUGUCACAUCAGAACCAGGAGGGGACCAAGCUGUCCUGGCUCCUCCUCCCACUACACUGAAGUUUUCUCCCGGCCACAGAGCUGAUACAGGACAUCGGAAACCCAUUCGGUUUCCCUUAGUGACAGUUGUCUCUGGAAAAACAAAGGGCAUUUAGAAAGAAUACACAUGGGGCUGAGAACAGAAUUUAAUUUUAAGCUUCCAGUUGGUGAAGAGACCUUCUUUGCAGGGGCCUUAGUGGAACCUUGUCUGGCUUUGAGCCCUCUGGCCCUGGUUCCCCGAGGGUUGUGGUGGCCUUUGUAAGGCCACAUGGAGACAGCAUUUGGGGUAAGAGAGGCUCGAGGGCCUUCUUGAAGCUGGGUUGUAAAAGCCUUCGUGUCUCAGAGGGGAUGCUACCUGGGAGUCGGCAGUGUCUGAUUUUUGAACUUGUAUCAAAAUAGAGAGAAGCCAGGUUGUAACCUACUUCCAGUCUGGUCGUCAGGAUUUUAACAUUCUCGGAGAGAGCAGUGGGGGUGGUCCAGCCCUCCCUCUUCCUUUCCUGGUGAGGGGACCUUAGGGGGCCAGCACCCAUUUCUACACUGUGUCUAUCACGUUAAGACUCCCCUGGCCAGAGGACGGACUGGCAGUGGAGGAGCUGAGGGUCUACGUGAGUGUCUGAGGGCAGAGGUCGUGGAGAGCUGGGCCUCCUGAUCCUCCUGCCCCUCCCGGGGCGGAGCAGGCGCUUCCGGUGCUGCAGGGAUUCAAAUAGUUAUUUUCUGAAACUUAAAAAAAGUCCCUAUUAUGUGUUUGGUCAGAAGGCUGCUAGGAAUAUCAUGUAAUUAGUCAUUGUCUUUACAGUAAAGUAUAAGUAUCGCUAAGAAUUCAGCGUUUAGUUUGUAGGACUCAUUGUUGUAACUUCACAGAAUGUUCUGGGGAAGGCAUGUUACAUCUGUACGAGGCCAACUUUUGAUAUGUUUGAACGUUGUACUGUGUAAUCAUGGGAUAUCUGGAAACUAAAGCAGCACUGGAUAGCACCAACCAAAGGUGAAGUGCAAGUGAGCUAAGCGAGCAUCGUCCUGCAGAUGUCUCCUCUGUGUAAGCGGGCUGGUGCAUAAAGACGUGUGCAGUUUCCACUUAGUUGUCCAGCACGACAGGAGGACGCAGAUGGUUUAUACAGUGGUGUGGAGCUACCCCUCGGGGGUCACAGGCCUGUGAGGACUGUCCGAUUGUCCCUGGGGCAUGCUCUGGGGGGUGGGAUUGGCUGAGGCCAGGGAGAGGCAGGGUGAACACUGCUUUGGGACUUGGUGUUCCUGAGACACAGAGAGAAAACCCCACUGCAAAGUCCUAUGGCCCCUGGUGGGUGAGCACCCCCAGGGCGGCCUGUCUGCCUGGUGGGCAGGUGCAGCUGCCCAGAGGCCGAAUGUGGGUGCGCUUGUGCUGGUCCGCACCUCUGCAGGGGGUUGGCCAUGAAACAUACCUUCUGUCUUGGAGCAGUAGUUUUCUUUUCUGUUAGUGUGACUUGCCUAGGAAAUCAUUUGGAACUGUUUAUAUU